Messenger RNA from Crotalus tigris (Tiger rattlesnake), 2278 nucleotides. RefSeq lists its product as uncharacterized. NCBI's taxonomy places the organism in Eukaryota, Metazoa, Chordata, Lepidosauria, Squamata, Viperidae. Bases 1028 to 1780 code for a protein of 250 amino acids. The transcript has 4 exons. The record is from RefSeq and is a predicted model, not a curated record.
UUUGCUCUUCAAUAAACUAUGACCUGCUUUCUUAAGCAGUCUCCAUUUUGUUUAUUCCCAGCUUGGACUGGAAUCUGAUGAUGAUUUUUCUUUCAACACAAGUAUUUUAAAAGAACUAGCAUAAAUUGGUUUGCUAAAAAACAAAAGCUAGAAAAACAUUUCAGUGUUUGUCAUGAAAUUGCAUAAAAAGCUUCUUCCAAAAAUUUUUCAUCUACUUAAUUAGGUCUUUUUUUAAUCAGAGCCAUGACUUUGCGGAAGAGUAGAGAAUGAUUUAUGGGCAAGCACACGACCAAGGAUGUUGUGAUCUGCCUGUCUUUUGUAAGACUUUAAAGACUUAGUUUCUAGAUGUUCACUUCACCUUCCUUCCCAUUACCCCAUGUUUUUAUUUUUGUUACUUUAUGGGAAAAAAACAGUGGUAUGAUCAGAGCUUAAAUCACUGUGGACAGGUUCAAAGGACCAUACUCACUUCCAUAUUGCCCUUAUUUAGUCUCCUUCCAGUGUGGACAUGUAUAUGUAUGUCUCAACUGAAAUCUGAAGUAGCUACACAAUCAGAAUUCCAAAUGAAGUCCUAUUUUUAUGGAGACAUUGUAGGAUUUCUCUAUGAUUAUGGAAAGCAAACGUCUUUAUUUGUAUGAUACAACUCACUGGAGGAAGUUAAUUUAACUCCAAACAGGAUGGGGGGGGGGAUCCGUUUGGGAGUAAAGUUAAACCUCUCUGGGUUAAUGGGCUUAUUCAUUUGAUCUGGCUUACUCAUUGACAUGUCAUGUUAAUUCUUGAAAAUCCAGUUAAUCAUGUCAAGUCAGCAGUGCCAUUAAGUAUAUUUUGAUAGUAUAGUUUCUGUCUCUCAUUGCCUGUGACAUCACAUUGCUCUUAUGACACCCAGAUUACAUAGUGGUAGGGGCAGGGAAAAUGGCUUUUCACCACCAAUAUAAAGAGUUUGAUAGGCAGAGAAAGUCAGGCCAUUGUGUUUUAUAUUGAUAACAACUGCUUUCCUUUAAAAACUAUUAAAAAAUCAAUACUUUUCAGGAUGUUUUUUUGGAAAAGAUCUUGUCUUCCCCUCCCACAACCAGCCAAAAAUCACCAAAUAUUAAGGAAAAGAAGCUUGGCUUCAAGGCUCAGGCCUGUGACAAAAUCUAGUUUGAACUUACCAUCAUUAGUCAACUCUCAGAAGCUGAAACACUGUGAUAAGAUGGACGAGAUAAAUGAAGUAUUCCUAAAGCUCUCUAUGCUUUACAACAAUUUACCUGAUCCACUGAGAGAUAUAUUGCUUCAAUGUGCAUGUGAAGAUCAACAAAAGUGUUAUAAGGUUUCCUACUUUGACAAUUUCUCGAUGAAUCUGAUACCUAAAGAGGCAUAUUGUUCGCCACCGCCAAAUCAUAUGCCUCUAACAAAAAGAAAGGUUUCUAACCAGAUUGCCAAUCAACCUAGAGCUUUUGGAGUGUAUAGAGACGAUUUGCCAUUAGCAACUAUCAUUGCAAGAUGGAUACCAAAGACCAUGACAUUUCAAUAUGAUCAUCAAUCAGCUGUUCAAGAGCUUGCAAAUUUUGGUGAUAUUGAAUCUCUUAUCCCUUGUGGAAGACAAACAAUCAUUGUCACAUUCAAAGAAAUUCAUUCUGCGUGCAAAGCAGUGAGUGCUUUCCCGCCUAAUGGCCCGAACAGACAUCUCCAGUGCAUUUGGCAUCAUAAAUUCAUGUCAAAAUACAAAAUUCUAAAAGAGAAAAAAAGAUGGUCAACAGCUGUCCCUCUACACACAAGUGAAAAUCAGCAAGAAGGUAAUUAGGACAAAUAAAAUUGGUCAUUCCAUAUCUUUCUGCCUCUAAUACUCAUUUCUCUCAGUAUAUGUUAAAAUCAUCCACAAUACAAAAAAAAAAUCUCAUUUGUUUAGUGUCAAAAACUGCUGUAAAAGCUUUUUUUUUAAUGAGAUCUGUAUUCUUUAACAUAAAGAGUCUUUCAUAUAAAGAGUCAAGCAGCUAUAACUAUGGUUUAAAUGCAACAGAUUUCUAAUUGCAAUUCUCUUUGCCUCCACAUACAUACAGUCUUUCUCUAUAAAUACUUAGAAAUAAGUUAUAAUUGGUUCUAAGAGAUUUAAACCAGAUAGGGCUGUAUAGAACUGUAGCAUGGAUAUAAUUCAUGGUUUGUUUCAAGGGUAAGAUACAUAGGCCAGUGGUGGCGAACCUAUGGCAUUGGUGCCAGAGGCGGCACUCAGAGCCCUCUCUGUGGGCACGCGCACCGUCGCCCCAGUCCUAGGCCUUCAGCUGGGUUUUAUAAAACCUUUUCA